This is a messenger RNA of Thalassophryne amazonica, 2523 nucleotides long. Its product is annotated as netrin-4. Gene Ontology annotation, biological process: cell migration; substrate adhesion-dependent cell spreading; basement membrane assembly. Gene Ontology annotation, molecular function: protein binding. Gene Ontology annotation, cellular component: laminin trimer. The record is from RefSeq and is a predicted model, not a curated record. NCBI's taxonomy places the organism in Eukaryota, Metazoa, Chordata, Actinopteri, Batrachoidiformes, Batrachoididae.
AUGAGAGGCUCCAACACACGAAGACAGCUGACGCUGGCUGUCUGUUGGCUACUUCUGGUUCUGUCCAGGAGCGGAGCAGGUUCCAGAUGUGCUGAUCGUGCCUGCAGUCCACCCAUCGGAAAUCUGGCUGCAGGAAGGAUCCUCAGAACUCUGUCAGACUCCCUUCACCACAGCACUCCCUCUGUUUUCCCCAAGGACACACACCCGGCUGCUCACAUGGCUGAUGACACGUUCUUGCACCCUGAUACCUGGUGGGAAUCAUCAGCAGGUGAUGCUGCACAGCAGCAACAGGAUGAAAUCCGUCUGGACUUGGAAACCCACUUCUGCCUAUCCCAUGUGGUUUUGGUAUUCCGCUCGCCCAGGCCAGCUGCCAUGGCCAUCGAGUGGUCAGCCGAUUUUGGAAAGACCUGGCAACUUCUCAAGCUUUAUGCACACAACUGCAGCAUGGAGUUUAGUUUAGCAGAUGAUUUUCAAGAGCCGGGCUCAUUGUGCACAACCCGUUAUAGCAGUGCUGCACCCUGCAGGGGCGGAGAGGUCAUAUUACGGAUGCUGGACCCCAUCAGUGCCAAAAUGUGUGACCCCUACAGUCCAGAGACCCUUACCCGCCUAACCAUCACUAACCUCCGUAUCAGACUGAUAAAAGCUCAGACCUGCCCAAGUGCUGCUGCAGAACGAGCAAGUCCUCCAGUCAAAUCCACAACAGAAAGAUGAGUCUUUGCACUUUAUGCUGUGUCUAAUUUACUGGCCAGAGGGACAUGCCUGUGCCACGGACACGCGGAGCGUUGUGUACCACACAACACCAGCCAAGACUCACAACAGAACAGUAACAUGGUGUCUGGUAGGUGUUUGUGCAUUCACCACACAACAGGUAAUCACUGUGAGAAGUGUUUGCCGCUCUACAAUGAUCAACCUUGGAGGCCUGCCAAUGGCAGCAAUGUGGAGCCCAAUCCGUGUCAGAAGUGCCAGUGUCAUGGUCACGCAGACAACUGUCACUUCUCUCAGAGAGUAUGGCUGUCCUCCGGUGGCACCAGUGGGGGAGUUUGCGACAACUGCCGACACAACACCGCCGGACGUAGGUGCCAACAGUGCUGCCAUGGCUACCAUCGACACCUAUCCCCGCCUUUAAACUCCCCCUAUGCCUGCACACACUGCUGAUGUGACCCUCUCGGCUCUCUGCCUGCUCAUCCUGCACAGGAGGGGCUCUGGUGCCACCCUCGGACAGGACAGUGUCACUGCAAGCCUGGCAUUGGGGGGACGAGCUGCAGCCAGUGUCUGCAGGGCUACUGGGGAUUCAGUGAGUUCGGCUAAAAACCCUGUCCGUGUCCGACUGAUCAGACCACUGGACAGUGCCUACAAAGCUACAGUCAUAAUCAGGUGUUCCACAUGCUGGCUGGAGAAGAAACCGCUAAUGUGGAUCAUGUGUUCACAACUGAAGAUGACUUGUGGUCAAAGCAGCUUGCAGUGUCUGCUCUGCAAUACACGGGGAAGUGCAAUUGUAAGGACAAAAAGCUGAGAACUGUGUUUGACCUCUGCAAGACCAAACAUGACUACGUGAUCAAGGCCAGCGUGUUGUCUGCUCAUGACAAAGGCAGCUAUGCAGAAGUGAAGGUCAAAGUUCAAAAAGUGCUGCAAUCAGACACUGUGGGAUUGUAUCUAAGGACCGUCAGUAUCUAUCCUCCGUGGACCAGCCAUGGCUGUACCUGCCCCAUCCUCAACCCAGGUACAGAAUACCUGCUGGCAGGCCCGAAAGAGGCCAGCACGGGCUGUUUGCUGGUCACCAUGCAGAGCAUAGUCUUCCCCUGGACACCAUACCUGGGCUUACUCAUAUCACGGGGUCUGAAGAACGGAUGUCCAUGAUCCAGAAACAUGUACAAAAGACAGAGACUAAGUGGACAGUUCAGAAAAGAACCGAAUCAUGAGAGUGUCCAGAAUUACAAAAACAGAUGACGUGAACGAGGAAGACGUUACCAGUUAAACUCAUGUUUCACACACAAAACAGAAAUAAAGCAAAUGGGUGGGCAUAUUAAAAAAGACCAAUUAAUAUUUAAACUGUGUCAGCCUGAUCCUGUCGGCUCUCAGAAGCUAAGCAGAGCAGGAUCUGGUUAGUACUUGGAUGGGAGACCUCUUUGGAACGCCAGCGGCUGUGUGUGUUUCUCCAGGUAAAACUGGAGUUGCACCAGGAAAGGCAUCCCAUUCGGCGUAAAACUUGUGCCAAUUACCAAUGCAGAUCUGACUGUAUCCGCUGUAGCGACCCCGGACAAAAAACCGAUAGCAGCCGAAUGCACAUUUUAACGUGUGCAUUUUUUUUUUCUUUUAACUACACCAACAGGAUCAAGCUGUUCUCACAUUAGCAGAACAUCAGCAGACAAAAUCUAAAAACUGAGCAAGUUCUUUGCACUUUCAUAACCAAAGCAAAUCCAGUUGCCACAUCCCAUGAAUGAGUUGUUGGGAAUAAUCAGUGCAGAUGGGUGUGUGGAGUGACAGCGCACACAAAUUACCCAUAACAACAUUCAAAUGGACUUU